Chelonoidis abingdonii (Abingdon island giant tortoise) is the source of this 5292-nucleotide messenger RNA. It is a transcript of the gene FBXO31, whose product is annotated as F-box protein 31. Gene Ontology annotation, biological process: SCF-dependent proteasomal ubiquitin-dependent protein catabolic process. The record is from RefSeq and is a predicted model, not a curated record. Gene Ontology annotation, cellular component: SCF ubiquitin ligase complex. Lineage: Eukaryota; Metazoa; Chordata; Testudines; Testudinidae.
UAUCCCCAGGGCUGUUAUAUUUGUUAUGUAGCGAGUACCAGCAAGGCUGCUCCUCCUGAUCUGCAGGCAGCGGCAGAGAAGAGGCGACGUCAAAAGUUUUUGUGCUGUCGGGAGGAAGGACACGAGACCAGCAAUGCAGCGGCCCUAACUCCUGCUUUCCAAGCAGCAAACAGGCCUGCAGAGACUGUUGCAAAAGAGUAUGGUGUCUGUGAGAACUUACGGAAACUGGAGAUCACUGGAGUGUCUUGUCGAGAUGUCUAUGCCAAACGUAUAAAUCCACGAGUGAAGUCAGGGCGUUUUAUGAAAAUCCUUCCCGACUACGAACACAUGGAGUACAGAGAUGUUUACACCUGCCUGCUUCACCGAUACCGACACAUCUUGGGACUGUGGCAGCCAGACAUUGGGCCAUACGGGGGACUGCUGAACGUGGUGGUAGAUGGCUUGUUUAUCAUUGGCUGGAUGUACUUGCCCCCUCAUGAUCCUCAUGUGGAUGACCCAAUGAGGUUCAAGCCCCUUUUCCGGGUUCACUUAAUGGAGAGGAAAAGUGCGACUGUUGAAUGUAUGUACGGCCACAAGGGGCCCCACAAUGGCCAUAUCCAGAUCGUAAAGAAGGACGAAUUCUCCACAAAAUGCAACCAGACAGAUCACCAUCGAAUGUCAGGAGGAAGGCAGGAGGAAUUCCGGACGUGGCUGAGGGAAGAAUGGGGCCGGACUCUGGAGGAUAUCUUCCAUGAGCACAUGCAGGAGCUCAUCUUGAUGAAGUUCAUCUACACCAGCCAAUAUGACAACUGCUUGACAUACCGACGCAUCUACCUCCCUCCUAGCAACGCUGAUGACCUCUUAAAGCCAGGUCUUUUCAAGGGAACUUACGGGAGCCACGGCCUGGAGAUUGUCAUGCUGAGUUUCCAUGGGAAGAAAGCCAAAGGGACUAAAAUAACUGGAGAUCCCAAUAUCCCAGCUGGCCAGCAGACAGUGGAGAUCGACCUGGCGCACCCCAUCCAACUCCCUGACAUCGAGAACCUGCACAACUUCAAUGAGCUCUCCCGCAUUGUCUUGGAGGUGCAGGAGCAGGUGCGCCGGGAGCAGCAGGAGGAGGAGGAAGGGCAGGACGAAGAGGAGGGCCGCUCCCAACAGGGCGACUCGCAGCAAGUGGAGCAGCCUGCGCAGAGGGACGAUGCUGGGGCUGAGGGGACUGAGGCUGCAGGGGCAGCAGCAGCCCAGGAGUCAGCGCUCACCUCGCAGCCUUUUGUGCUGCCCGUGGGAGUCAUAUCAAGGAACGAGGAUUAUCCCCGGACCUGCCGGAUGUGUUUUUAUGGCACGGGGCUCAUUGCCGGACACGGCUUCACCAGCCCUGAGCGAACACCGGGCAUCUUCAUUCUCUUCGAUGACGAUCGUUUCGGGUUCAUCUGGCUGGAGCUGAAAUCCUUCAGUCUCUACAGCCGGAUCAAGGUCUCUUUCCAGAAUGCUGAGGCGCCAUCUCGAGAGGCCUUUGAUGAAAUGCUCAAAAACAUUCAGUCGAUGACGACUUGACAGGCGGCCCCUGGUGGACAGAGCGGGGAUUGCGAAGAAGGCUUCUGCUCUCUCCUGCCAAGGACAGAACCCCUGCCUGUGGUACCUCUGAACAAAAGCAUGCACUUUUCAAUAAGGCCUUUUUGCCAAAAUCUACACAUCCCUGUUAGAAUAUGAACAGAAUCCCCACACUGCUCUCUGGCAGUACUUUCUAUAUAGUCUGCGACACCAGUCUGCAUAGUGGGAGGGAACCUACACAGGAGGGAAAUGAGCAUGCUCGCAUUUUUAAAAGAAUGUAUCAGAGCAAAAUUCCUUAGAGGCCAACAUUGAGGAACAUGUAAAUAAUCUAUAUAGGAGAUAUAAUAUAUACGUGCUCUCUGCUCUAGCCAUUGGCAGAUCCCUGCAGAAGGCAAACCCUUCAGUGAAGUGUCAUGUUCAAUCUUUCCUGCAACCGGCCCAACCUAAUAAUUUGAAGACUUGAUCACCCCCAAAAACCCAACACCCACACCUGCCAAUUUACUGCGUGGCUCAAAAGUGACUAAUUGUGUUUUGCUCCCCUCCAAGGCCCUUCCUCAUAAUGCAGCCUUGAUGGAAAAACAGACCCGAGGUAGCUCUGCCCUUGGUUUGGAAAUCAAAGUGGGAUUCAACAGUAAGAGAGGGGAUUUCCACUGCAAACAGCUCCACUGGUACCCUCAUGCAGUCUCCCAAAGCUCACUGCCCCCAUGACCCUCUUGGACUCUAGUCCGAAUCUGACUAGAAGCCAAGGGGGAAUCAUAUCUACCUUUAUAGGGACCCAGUAUGGAACUCCAGACAAAACCAGUUCAGACUGGAGGAGAAACAUCUGCAGUUUUAGCUCAUUUUAAAUGGAUCUUUUAGAAGACUUUUUUAAAGUUCUCGUUUUAAAGAACUAAAAAUCCUUUAAAUAUGGUGAACUUCUGACCUUCACACUUGCUGGAUGACAGCCGCUGUGAAAUGUAAUUUCUGACUAGACCAGUGCCUGUGAUGUGGUAUUUCCCUCUGUGCAGCGUAAAGGAAGCUGUUGUUCAUUCUGAUGCCUCUCAGUGGCUUUUCUGACACUUCCCAGGGAACGUUUUGUUUAUUUUUCAAUGGCCUCUGUAGACAUCUGUCUCUGAUGGCUUCCCCAUCCCUGUACUGCAGGGUUCUUGUAUUCGUUCCCCUACCUAAUACGGAUUUCUCUUCUAGUGACACCAUCUCAGAAAGCUUUUGCUCUUAAUUUCCCUUAGCUACUCUUAACAUAGCUAUCUGAGCGCUACUGGAAGGUGCAGGUAGGUGGGAAGAAGUCCAGAAUUCCAACCAUCAUCUAUCUGGCAUAGUUCUGCUUCAAAAGCAAAGGAGCUGCUUGCCUCAGAAACCCGGUAGGUGACUGUAGGUCAGGCAGUAGGUAACUGUGCAGCAGAAGGAUUAUGGCUCUGUCUCUUAUCCACCUCAUCACAAGUUUUCCAGAUACUUUUGUUCUCGUUAGUCUUGAGUAGGAAGAGAUGCAGGAAUCCCCAACUGAAUGAAGAAGAAGGAGUCAAGGUGUAACGUAUCAAGGGAACUGCCUUUCUUUUCCAGUUUCCUCCAUCUCUUUGACCUGAGUCUGGGAUCAGAGGCUGGGAGAAUCGCAACCGUGAGGCAGCUGAUGGAUAACUCUGUGCCUUUCUAACAUCUCUCCUGCUAUUUAUCACUUGUCAGCUAUUAUAGAAGCAAUUUCCCAACAGCUUCUUUUGGGGGCAGAUUGUGGGGGUUGAGGGGUGGGCGUGUAAGGAAAGGCUUGACUCCAAGUGAAAUCUGCAUCCUUUGUCCCAAUCCCUUUUGGAGAAGAGGAAGACUGUUAAAGAUUGCGUCUUUCAACCCCCAUCAGGGCACCUCCAUUGGUGGGACGACUCCCUGUCUCGCAGAUUCUCCCUCUUUCCACCUUUGACAGUGGAGUGGGAUGAUUUUGUGCUGCUUUCGAGGGGAAGACUCACUUCUUGGCUGAUUUCACUGAUAACAGGAAACUUAUUCCUUCCUGUUGCAGUUUUGUUGCUGCUGCUCCUACUUCAGCCUUCAUGUCAUUCCCUUCCUGAGCUGCAUGUGAACAGUGUCUCUCAGAGCAGCAGGUUGUGUCACUCACAGGACUAAUCCCUAUCAUAUCAAGUUGCAUGAAUCUGUAUGGAUCAGAAAGCAAUUCUGGGAACUUCUUCCCCUCCUACCCAAUCAUCCCUAGCAUGAACCAUACCAAGGUAUACAUCAGAGUGAGAGGGCCUCUGGAAUGUUAGUAGCAUUCAUUUUGAGCCUGUCUCGUUUGUAUAGCUUAUCCAAUGCAGAUCUUUACAUGUGGGUGAGGGGCUAUGCCUCUUUCUACCCCAGCAGGAGGGAGAAUUCGCUUUCUUCUCACACCAUUGCUAAGGCUGUGGAAUGCUGGCAGGGUGUUUAUUUCUCUGGUCACUGGUCCACGGGCACAGGCGAAAACCAGCUUCUCAACCUUAUCUCUUAAUUUCCUUUUUGCCAUUCACACCAGAUGCUCAGAGCUGCACUUGUGCAAAUGCACAGGCAAAAAGGAGCACUGGCUAUUGCAGGUGCAAUUGUGCAGGCUAAUUAGGUGUCCUGCGGGUGUGAGUUGCCUGGUAGGCAUUUGAGCAGCCAGUUGCAGGUCUAAUUUCUAAGGCAAAAAUGUGUCCAUAACUGCCCUAAUUUACAUAUGCAAAUCAAAAAUCUGGCCCUUAAAAUUUUGACAGACUCUCCUCAAUUGUUUCUACAGUAGCACUUAAAAAUGAACCUGCAUUUAAUACAAUAUGGACACUUGACUUGAGAGACUCAUGACUCCAGUGGUGGUGUUCCAUCAAUCAUGUAAAUACAAACAUAGACCCUUACAUUGACUGGGUAGCUGAUCUCAGAGUAGAACAAAUCUCUCAUGCAUUCUUACCCAGAUGGGGGAAUGUGUGAAGAUAACAUGUACACUAAGAUUUAUUAAAAUAAUGUUAUGGGUUAUGAUUGCCGUUUAGACUGCCCUGUAUUUCUGAGUCUGGCUGUGGAGUGGGGUGGUGGAGUAACCCUGCAUUUGUUACCUGUGGCCCUCAGACGACAUGCAGUGGAAGACGGGGGUGCUUUUCACAACUAUAGUUUCGAUGCUUAUGUUUGAGUCCUUUUCUUAGGUUGUCAGCACAUGUCCAGCAGUGUCUGAUCUCCAUACUGGUGCAAUGCCCCCACUUGGAGCGUGUCUCUCCAUAAUAUUUUAAUGGCAGCUUUCAAGUUCUUCCAUGGAUGCCCUUUGAACUUGAGAUGUGCUUGGCAGGAUGGCCAGCUCCUCACCCAGUGAGGCCUGUGCAGAGAUCUACAUAUACCACAGCUGCUUUUCAGAGACUUUCAGAAGCUCCUCUCAUUUAUAGGGUGCCUGACUAACUUCAGUGUCAGAACGUACCAGGCUGAACUGCUGGUACAUCGUGGUUUUUAUUCUCUUUCUGGAGAAUAGACAGUGACUGGAAUCUGGGCUAAUGCCAAAAAAAGGCCUUCAAGGUUGUGACGUUUCAGAAGCAAAUUCCUUUUGAUCUGGCCCUGUGUGAAUGGAAAGUUGGCAGAGGUCUGAAGCCAUGGAAACUGGUACUUCACCUCUAGGGAGCAGUGGCCUUCCAUGCUACAGUAUGUGUAGGGGCAUUUGGAUCAAGGUGUAUCCGUGUUUUGCAAGGGAAAGUAGAAUAAAGAAAAGCUGUUGUGAAGAGUUUGACCCAACAGCUUUCAGAGUCAGGCUGCAGAAGGGCAGAGUGAGAGAGAGGAGUGGCACUUAGUAGGUGUAAGCUAUAC